AUGGAGCAAGAACUCCUGUCGCUCCUGGCAGAUACCCAGUCGCCGAAGACCGAUACCAGAAGGGCCGCAGAGUCACAGCUGGGAAAUCUUUAUGUCCAUGAUUCCUUCGCGAUAUCACUCACAGCAAUCGCCUCGCACGAGUCAGUUCCGGUCAACCUGCGCCAGUCUGCCCUCUCAGUCUUGCGUACCUUCAUUGUCGCCGCCUGGUCUCCAAAUCUCGAUGAAUUUAAAGGACAAAUCCUCAUCAACGAUGCGAACAAAGCCAACGUCCGCCAAGCGCUAUUGGCCCUCUCGACGAACGACACCCCCCAGCGCAAGGUGAAGAACUCUGCAAGUUUCGCUGUUAGCAAGAUCGCCAGUGCCGACUUCCCGGACGACUGGCCCGAGCUGCUUCCUUCACUGCUCCGUAUCAUCAAUGACCCCGCCAGUACCGAUGGUCAGAUGCAUGGUGCACUGAAGGUUCUCCUAGAUCUUGUCGAUACAGGGUUCAGUGAGGAGCAGUUUUUCAAUGUCGCCCGUGAUCUUGUUGCAUCCCUUUUCGCUGUGGCUACCUCCGAGUCCAGACGGCCAAUGCUGCGCGCUCUGGCUGUCGCAGUCUUCCGUUCCUGCUUUGAUACCCUGGAAAUGGUUCUAGAACAACACAAAACGGCCAUUAAGCAGUUCAUGGAUGAGGUCCUCAGUGCAUGGUCGCCAUUCUUUGACACAGCUUUGAAGGCACCCCUGCCGCAGCCACCCAGCGUGGAAGAGGAACAUAAACAAGGGGAGAUUGCAUCACAGUGGAGGGGAGUUGUUGGGUUAAAGUUGCAAGUCGUCAAGACACUCAUGAAAAUCCGCAUGGUGUUCCCUGCUCUUUUGACCGCACAAAGCCCACUUUUCUUCUCAACAGUCUGGGCGGAACUCACCAACGCAUUGCCGAUCUACCAGAAUUUCUACAUUGAGGAGGAGAGGCAGAGUCGUUUGGAGGAUGGGGACGGACUUCCCCACUCACUUGAUUUUCUCGUUUUGGAGGAGCUUGAUAUUAUCCAGGCCCUCUUGAAGGCACCCCCCUGGCUUCCGGAAAUUAUGAAGCUCGCCAGUUCCUAUGCACAGAUUACAACAGAGGAGGAGGCUCUGUGGGAGAUUGAUGUGAACCUUUUCCUCUCGGAGGAGACUUCCGUCACAGCCAACUACACUCCUCGAACCUGCAGUGGAGAUCUAGCGAUCAAGGCUGGUGAAUGGCUGAAGGGUACAGCUGCUGAGGGUCUCCUGGGCUACAUGAACACUCUCUUUGCUGAUUCGUCUGCUUCAUGGAAAUCACGAGAAGCCUCCCUGUACAUACUCAACUGCUUGCUUCGAGACUUUGGCGAAGUGGACCAAGAGAUCUCACCUGAGCUGGCAUCCCACUUCACUCAAUUCGUGCAAUAUGCGACCCAACAAGAACAGGAGCUCUUGCGCGCUCGAGGCUACCUUGUGGCUGGCUCUCUGUCCAAGGUCGCCGGUGAGGCAUUCCAACAGACCACAUCGUCCUAUUUGGAGGCUACUUUGAAGGCGAUCGCCGAGGACCCCGCCGAGGUGGUCCAAGUGGCCUGCAUCCGAGUGCUACAAGAUUUGAUGCCUGCUUUGCCGACGGGCCUGGCCCGCCCCUUCCAGCCUGCAGUGAUUGCGGCCAUUUCAGAAUUCAUCUCCGCACACGACCUUCGUGAACAGACGGACUCUGAUGAUCUCAAGGUUACGUUAGCGGAAACCCUCCGGGACACUAUUAUGACCGAUUCUAGUGUGGUUCUAACUUCGACUGCCAUUGAUGUGCUGUUCAACAUUGCUAGUAGCGGAGCCGAAAACUUCCAAUUGACCUUGACUGUUACAGAGGCAUUUGAAGAUAUUGUGGACCAAAUCACCGACAAUGGCCCCGAUUCUUACAUGCGUCUUUGUGAGAAGGUGCUUCCAUCGCUGAUGGGCGCGAUUGAUGUGGGCAACCUGACGGAAGAGAAUGCUUUGACAAAUUUCGCAGCAGAUCUUCUUCGCGCUCUGGCCGAGCGGAGUCCCGAGCCAAUGCCCGCUGGUUUCGUGGAGACGGUGAUGCCCAAGUUGAACCGCCUGCUGCUAGACUCCGAUGAGGCCGAAUUGAUCCGACCCGCAACGGAGGCCGUACGACACAUGCUCUCCCACGACUUUGCGCAGUUCAUUGUCUGGCGUGAUCCUCAGUCUGGAAAGGAGGCACUUGAAGUAGUGUUGGUCAUCAUUGACCGCCUCCUGGGCCCGGCCGUGGAUGAUAACGCAGCCACAGAGGUCGGCCAGCUAGCAGCAGAACUGGUUGAACGGGCUGGCUCCGAGCGCCUCGGUCCCUACCUACCGCAGCUCCUGCAAGCCGUGGCGCAGCGACUGGCGACAGCACAGCAAGCGCAAUUCAUUCAAAGUCUCAUCCUCGUCUUCGCGCGACUCACUCUUAUCAGCGCACGCGAGGUAGUCGACUUCCUGGCCCAGGUCAACCUGGGCGGCCAGAGCGGACUCGUCGUGGUCCUAAGCAAGUGGCUUGAGAACUCCGUCAACUUCGCCGGCUAUGAUGAGAUCAAACAGAACAUCUUCGCCCUGGCACGACUAUACGAGCUCGCCGACCCACGUGUUGCCGAAGUGCCCGUCAAAGGUGACCUCGUCAUCCAGGAUACUGGCCGAAUCAAGACUCGCUCCCAGGCGCGCAAAAACCCAGACCAAUUCACUACCGUGCCUGCACCACUGAAGAUCGUCAAAGUUCUAGUCGAAGAGCUGGGUGCAGCAUCCGGAAACAAAGAAAUCGACGCCGCCACCGCGGCAGGCCUGGACGAAGCUGACAGUGACGACGGUGACGACGACUGGGAGGAUCUCCCUAGCCAGAUUCUGGACCUCGGCAUCGGAGCCACGAAACAGGGGCUGAUGAGCUUCGGCGAGGGUGGCUCCGAAAGUGUCUUCGGUGUGCGUCGCCGAGACGAUGAAACGCAGGGCUUCCUGACAGAUUUCUUCCGACAGGCCUCCACGCAGCCUGGUUUCCAAGAAUUGUAUGCGGCACUGACUCCGGAUGAGCAAGCUAAGCUACAGAGCCUGUGA
Molecule: messenger RNA, 3057 nt
Organism: Penicillium verrucosum
Lineage: Eukaryota; Fungi; Ascomycota; Eurotiomycetes; Eurotiales; Aspergillaceae
Exons: 4
Coding region: 1-3057 (1018 amino acids)
Biological process (GO): protein import into nucleus
Cellular component (GO): nuclear envelope; cytosol
Molecular function (GO): small GTPase binding
Source: RefSeq, a predicted model, not a curated record